This is a messenger RNA of Nylanderia fulva, 877 nucleotides long. RefSeq names its product nucleoside diphosphate kinase (gene awd). Gene Ontology annotation, biological process: GTP biosynthetic process; UTP biosynthetic process; CTP biosynthetic process. Lineage: Eukaryota; Metazoa; Arthropoda; Insecta; Hymenoptera; Formicidae. The record is from RefSeq and is a predicted model, not a curated record. Gene Ontology annotation, molecular function: nucleoside diphosphate kinase activity.
GACCGGCCGGCAGAUACGAUCGACGAACCGUCACGUCACGACGCGUUCUUCCCCCACUUUUGCCAGAUUUCUCGUCUCGCGGCUUCGCGUCAUCGGGUCAUCUCGUUCUCGGUCAUUCGCAGCUAGUCGGCACCGCAUGGUUGUGUGUUCUAUCUCUGCCUUGUUACAAAUUAUUUGCAAAUUAAUUAUGGCAGAAAACAAGGAGCGCACCUUCAUUAUGGUCAAGCCAGACGGCGUACAACGCGGUCUGGUUGGCAAAAUUAUCCAGCGGUUUGAGGACAAAGGCUUUAAACUGGUGGCUAUGAAAAUGCUGUGGCCAACCGAGGAGCUUUUAAAGAAACAUUACGCCGAUCUAGCAUCGAGACCCUUUUUCCCAGGUUUGAUCUCAUACAUGAGUUCGGGACCAGUUGUGCCAAUGGUUUGGGAAGGUUUGAAUGUUGUAAAGACUGGUCGCGUGAUGCUGGGUGAGACAAAUCCAAAAGACUCCGCACCUGGCACAAUCCGCGGCGAUUUUUGCAUACAAGUUGGUCGGAAUAUUAUCCAUGGUUCCGACGCUGUGGAAUCAGCCAAAAAGGAGAUCAGUCUAUGGUUUGGCGAGAAGGAAGUGAUCGACUGGACGCGCGCAUCCGAGAAGUGGAUCUAUGAAUAAAGAUUUCUGAUGAAAUAUUUUUCCAGAAGAUACCAUCUUUCUAUAAAGCCUUUAGAUAAUUUUUCCAAACCUAUACUACUGCCAGCCAAAUUAUAUCUAAAUAAUUCCAAUUAUUCAUGGACCGAGAAUAAAAUAAUGAAGAAAAAUGAUUUUUGUUUGUAUAAAAUAAAUAAAAUUGUGAAACUAUCAAGAAUUUUUUGGAAUAACUAUAAAAAUAGAGUUAAAGUA